This is a messenger RNA of Babesia ovata, 330 nucleotides long. RefSeq lists its product as uncharacterized. Bases 1 to 330 code for a protein of 109 amino acids. Lineage: Eukaryota; Apicomplexa; Aconoidasida; Piroplasmida; Babesiidae. The transcript has 2 exons. The record is from RefSeq and is a predicted model, not a curated record.
AUGGGCGUCCUCAGCUCCGUCGCCUACGUGUUCGUCGCGCCUUUCCGCGCGUUGCGUUACCGCAGCGCUAGUCCGGAGAUGCGUGCUCGCAUGAUAAAGCUCGGCGUGAUUUGCCGGAAGUCGUGGAUACUCUUCCCGCCGCUGAUGAUGUACCAGUACAUUCGCGAGAAGGAUAAGGAGAUGUACACCGCUGAGUUGUUCUACAAGAAUUCGCAUAGCGAUGACCCGGCGUCCUUCUACGACCCAUCCAAGCCCAGCGGCACUCGCCACUGGAAGAUUCAGCACGACAUGGCGCUGUUAUCGGCUGCAGCAAACGACACACUUAGCUAA